AUUUUCUGCCUUCAUUUUGCGGCGCGUUUUCUCUUUUUUUCCUCUAUAUUUACUUAUUUAUGAAUUUGAAUCGGAAAUAAUCUUAUUUCAUUCGGGCCCGUGUGCCUCAACCUCAUCUGGGUCCGUUUGAGCAUGCGUGACAGAUUGUGGCGGUCAUUUCAAAAAUCAAAAUGGCAUCGUCUUCGUUGUGUUCUGUUAAUUUUUGUCAAUUCACCGUUAUUGUUUAUAUUGUAACUAUAUUAAGUUAAUUUAUAAAGGCAUGAUAGCCGACAUUUGUGUUAUCUGUGAGGAUGAAACGGUUGUCGCAAACAUGGAAGCAGAAACGACCAUCGCUGUCCAACGCAAAGACAAACUCGACCCCCAAACAACAAACUCACCAAGGUGGUGACAAGAACCCAGCAUUCAAGCCCCACUCUGUCAAGUUUAGUAGUCGAGAAACUCAAAACCAAACUAAGGAUAGCAAGGAUACUCAUGCUAGGAAAGCUCAGAAUGCCACCCAACCUGACCAGCUGUUACUCUCCCCCUCAAGUUCCUUCAGCAUGUCAUUUGACUUUGACGCUGCUGCUCUCUGUGAAGUGGACAAGAUGGAGAAAGACCUUAUCCCUCAAGCAACAACACCUUUUCACACCCCAACAUCCAAUAAUACAAACAUUAGCCCUUUAUCAACCAUAUCACUCCAGACUUGUAAGACUACAAAAUGCUCUAACUUAACAAAGACUAUCAGUGCAGUCACUUCUCAAACAACUGCAUCAAUAGCAUCACACAAAACACCACAGCUUGGCCAACAUGUUACACCAUUGAGAGGUAGGGAAAGGAUUUCUACUCCUGUUGACGAGGGAGAGCAUGUUCUUCUGUCGUCAAUGGCACAUUCGCCAGCAUUCUCACCUGUUACCAUGACAACAAGUGAGGGUGCCAAGUAUGCAUGCCCUUCUGAGAGAAAGCGCGAUAGGAAGAGUCCAAAACAGACGUCAGGGGAGUCAUACAGCAGUAGUUCAGACCAGAGCCACAUCAUCCUAGAGCCCAACCCAUCCGCACAAACCCUUGAGCUGGCCUCAUGGGGCCUGCCGCCAGCAGUGCUUCAGAGGUACCAUGACAUUGGGAUCACACACAUGUUCCAAUGGCAAGCGGAUUGUCUCUGCACUGGAAAUGUUCUUCAAGGAGGUAACCUGGUCUACUCUGCACCGACAAGUGCGGGUAAGACCAUGGUAGCAGAGCUGCUGAUGCUCAAGCGUGUGCUGGAGACCAAGAGGAAGGCCCUGCUCAUCCUGCCCUUUGUCAGCGUCGCAAGGGAGAAGAUGUUCUACCUUCAGCGGCUGUUCCAAGAGUCUGGUGUGCGUGUUGAAGGCUUCAUGGGAAGCCAUAGUCCAGCCGGGGGCUUUGCGGCCACUGACAUUGCCGUCUGUACCAUCGAGAAGGGCAACAGCCUUCUCAACCGUCUGAUGGAGGAGGGAAAAGUCUCCACGCUAGGGACAGUGGUCAUUGAUGAGUUACACAUGGUGGGAGAUCCUAACCGAGGUUAUCUGCUGGAACUUUUCCUAACCAAGAUACGGUACCUCUCAAGCCAGGAGGAGGUACACCAAGCCGCUGAAUCUGCGGUACAGAUAGUGGGCAUGAGUGCGACCUUACCCAAUCUAGACAUGCUCUCUAGCUGGCUCGGCGCCAACCUCUACCACACCACCUUUCGCCCAGUCCCCCUGACCGAGAUGGUUAAAAUCGGGCCCACCAUCUACGACACCGACUUGAAAAAGCUCCGCGAUAUUGACCAGUCAGAGGCCGUUGCCAGGGAUGACGAUCACGUGAUUCCGUUGUGUAAAGAGACUAUCUCCCAGGGCCACUCGGUUCUGAUAUUCUGUCCAACCAAGAACUGGUGCGAGAAGCAGGCUGAAGCGAUAGCACGACAUUUUGCUGAGAUUGGAUCCGCUGCACUUGCCGCCAAAAACGGCCAAGGGACUGGCUUCGUCCGCGCUUCGGACCUGAUCUCGUUUGAUUACGAGUCACUUAGGGAGGUGUUCGAGCAGUUGAAGCGGACCCAUGUGGGAUUAGACUCAGUGCUCAUGCGCACUAUACCGCACGCUGUCGCCUUUCACCACGCUGGACUCACCUUCGACGAGAGAGACAUCAUUGAGGGAGCGUUCAGACAGGGAACUAUUAGAGUACUCGUGGCCACGUCUACACUAUGUUCAGGAGUGAAUCUCCCCGCCCGCCGCGUCGUCAUCCGCACGCCAACGUUCCACGGGCGUAUGGUGGACCCAUUGGUCUACAAGCAGAUGGCGGGUCGCGCAGGACGCAAAGGCGUCGACGCCCUGGGCGAGAGCGUGCUCAUCUGUAAGACUAGCGAGCGCGCAAAGGCAACGACGCUAAUGAAGUCCUCCCUUAAUGCCGUGGAGAGCUGUUUACUGGACAAAGAGCGAACGGGUGGCCUGAAGCGCGCCCUCCUCGAAGUGAUCGCGAGUGGCGUGGUGACGGGACCACGUGACGUCGAGAGCUACGCCGCGUGCACCUUCUUCGCCUCGUCAUCACGUGACCGUGACGUCACAAGCGAGUCCGCCAUCCCAGCCACCAUCAGGUUCCUAGUGGAGAACGAGUUUGUUCGGCUUGUGACCUCUGACGCGAAGGGCGAAGGAGAAGGCGAUGCCCCUCCUACCGACAAGUACGUCCCAACUCAACUCGGUGCAGCCACAGUAGUGUCGGCCCUCUCCCCUGAUGAAGCCCUAGCCGUGUUCGCCGAGCUUCAAAAAGCCAGGAAAUGCUUCGUGUUAGAGAGUGAGCUGCACGUCAUCUACCAGGUAACGCCUAUUUACAUACAGGCUCAGUGGCCGAACAUCGACUGGGACCAGUUCCACAAUACCUGGGAGAGAAUGCCGUCCCACAUGCGCCGUGUAGCUGAUAUCGUCGGCAUCAAAGAGUCCUACAUCGCACUCGCCGCAAGAGGCCGUAUCCCGACCAGAACCGAGCAACAUCGGCAGCAGCUCGCUGUGCAUCGGAGAUUCUUCGCCGCCCUCGCAUUGCAGGAUCUCGUCCACGAGGUCCCUCUCAACGUUGUCGCGCGUCGUUACGGGGCAACCCGCGGGAUGAUCCAGUCGCUCCAGGGCUCAGCGUCCACCUUUGCUGGCAUGGUUACCGUGUUCUGUCAAAAGCUUGGCUGGGUAAAUCUGGAGUUACUGCUUGACCAGUUCCAGUCUCGCUUGUCCUUUGGUGUCGAGCGAGAGCUUUGUGACCUGGUGCGAAUAUCGGUGCUAAAUGCCGCGCGUGCGCGAAUGUUGUAUAACUCUGGAUUCCAUACGAUUGCACUACUGGCUCAAGCCUCGCCUGAAGCUGUAGAGACAGUGUUGAGAAAUGCGGUACCGUUUAUCAGCGAGAGGAAGCACCAAGGUGAAACGGACUUAGAGGUGAAGCAUAGAAGAGACGCGCGCGUCAUAUGGGUGGCGGGAAAGCGCGGGCUCAGCGAGCGAGAGGCUGCUGAUGUCAUCGUGUCAGAAGCCAAGCAGUUGCUACAAGGGGAUGUAGCGCAGCUGGGGGUGAACUGGCGUCCCCCAGAGGUAGCCCAAAAGCAUGUGCCAAAUCGUGAAUCAGCCAGCAAGACCAAGGCGUGCAACUCACCUACCAGCGCUAGCGACUCCAGCACCGACUCAAGCAAACUCACCCCUCGUCCCGCCCUCGGACCUCGCAGCAGACUACUGGGAAGCUCUUCCAAGUCUACCAGGAGGCUACUAGGCAAGCGACGGUCGGGAAACGGUAAAAAGGCGUCCAUUUCGCCUCCUCACUUCAAUCAGGCGAGACGGAGGUCUGCACGGGAUAAAGGGAAAGAGAACGAGCCAACCGACAGCUUUAGAAGUGUACAAGGCCCUGAUGCCCAACAGAAAGCAGUGGCAGGUAUCUCUGUUGAACCUAAUGUUAAUGAUCGAAGCAUGCAUGGCAACAGGAAGACCAGAGACACGAGACAUUUUGCCUUCGGAGAAAAGAAAAACAAGACUGGCUCGAAUUCUUGUGUUAUCCAGAGAGUAUUGCCUAGUACUUCGGGUAACCCAACCAUUAAUGAUCAAAACAAUAAUCGUAAGAUAAAUGAUGGAGAAACGAGCCCUUCUAGGUCUGCAGCUGACGGGAGAUCAAGUGUAGAUGAUGUCUUUGAUAGUGACCAUGGCUCGGGGGGUGUCACCAUGAAGGGGGAAGGCUCUUUUGAACGCUCCAAGCCAACAGAAGAGAACUGUGACUAUUUGAUAUCAGCAGGAAUGCGUGAACGUGUUAAAAAUUCUUCUUAUCCCUCAGAAAGACAGGAAAAAGACCCACGCGUGGAACUUAAAGAAGGAAAACUAUGCAAUAACACAGAUAUUGGUAGAGACACCGAUGAAGUAUUAACAAUCAAGGCAUGUGAUAUAAUCGUCCAAGAACGACCUUUUGAAAAUAGAAAAGUUGAGCAAGAAAAAACUGUGCGAACUAAACUUUGGAAGAAGCCUAAAGACUAUAAUCCUCGUUCAGUUGAAUCUCAUUUUACUGAAAAGGUGGCUCCCAAUCUUGAAGGAAAAAUUCCCGAAUCGAGGCAUACAGUGGUAUUCUCUUGCAACGCUGAAAACAACCAAACGUCAAGCAAAAGUCUAGCUGGCGUAAAACGUUGCUCUCCUAAUGCUUAUGUUGGGGGCUCUCCAAAACAGAAACUCCCCAGAUGCAGCACUGAAAUAGAACAACCACAAAACACGACGAGCCACGUGCGGAAUUGUUACGAAGAGUCAGAAAGAAAUCAUUCAACAAUAACCGAUAAGGUUCCAAGAUCUAUUGGAGAGGAUUUUGUAAAAGCUUCACACAGCGACGCCAAAACCAAUACCCGAUCAGCCGGCGAUACGUUUAAGGGUCAAACAAGUACAGAAAACCAUGAGAGACCUAUCUGUGAAGAUCUGGAGAUGUUUUCGGAGUCUGUGUCCAUCCAAGAGGAGUCCUGUUCCUCCGCAAUCCUUUUUGAUACUUCGAGUAUAAAUACGUCAGGCCCUAAACCUGAGCAAUUGACCUCAUUCGAGCUUUACUCAGAACCGGUAGAAGAUAACCAGAACGCCCCAUUCCGCGAUGAAGGAGAAGGCUUUGAGAUGCCUGAAUCCCAAAUGCUGGAAUUUACCAUGAGUGAUAGUUGCAUUGCGAUGUGUGGCGUCUCCCAGGCCCAUAACUGUACUCCCGAGGCGCAGCAAAAAACUUCUAAAGAAACAGUAGCCAACAGCAAAGAGUGCCGAUCUUCACAAAAUGAAAACGGUGUCGCCAUUUCAAAUCAACAUGAUGAUAGAAAAAGUACAUGUGGUGCUUUACCGGGAGUUUGCGGGCCCAAUAAAAUUUCAGCUAACGUUGAUCAGGAGGUUUCUCUGUGUAUCCCUCCACGAAUCGAUACAGGGACAAAUGGAAUACACAAAGAAGCCUUUAAAAAUAUGUUUAUCGGUGAUGAACAAUUUAUUGCUCCUCGUAAUCGAACACGUGAUACCGCGAAAUCUGUUAAACAGCCUAAAUUUGGUAUACCUCAAAAUCAUACUGGGUCCCACGAAGAUUUCUCGGACUACGAGGGACUGAUCUCUUUGUGUGAUGAUGAUAUUGCACAAUGUGUUGAGCUGACCGAUCCCGACAAUGGUGACAAUAAUCGCAAUGACGUCAUCACAAAGACUGAUAAUGACGUCAUAACCAAAACAAAUGACGUAGACUGCCACAUGGAUGACGUUAUUGGGGAAUUCGAUUCUUAUCCUCAGUAUCCAGUCACCGGACAAUGCAAGACCCAGGCCUCUAUAUCUGCACCUUCUCCCUCGGUGUCUUCCAUGCGUGUGGAGUCUGGUGCCGAAGUGAGUUUCCAGGAAAAGCCUGAUGAGUCUGACCUGGAGGAGUCUGGGUCGUUUUCUCUGAAACUCUCGUUUUCCGAGAGUCAAGGUGAAACCCAGUUGGGUGAGGUCGAAGAAAUGCUCCAUUGCUCAAAGAAUGAGGGUGUCAUUGAAGCGAGCCCUGAAGCCGAAAGAAACCCCAAGUUCACUCUCGUAACUGGAGCCUCGGGGAGGGUGUAUGAAAAUGAUCAUUCUAAAGACAGGCAGAAAAUAUGUCUCGUGGAAAAUACAGAAGACAUAGAAGCAAUAAACGACACAUCCCAGUGCUUUGAGGCAAAGUUUACCAAAUUGAAGUCCAAACCGUCUAGAGAGUCUGUGGCAAAACGUCAGGGCAAUGGCAAUGACGUGCUUUUCCAAGACCGCUUGAAAGCCUCUGAUUUAGAUGCCCGACUUGACGUAAAAACUCCGGAAGCCGACUUCAUCCCGAGCUCACAAAACGGCGCCCGGGAUGAUCUCGGAAGUUUCCCGGAAGAAUUACUGUCUCCGACUGCCACGGCUCAAUCGCCGAAUAGCACGAGCUCUGGUGAGUCUGUAUCAAUCAUCGAUCUCUGUGCAAACAAAUUGCUCUUCGAAACUUUCAUCCAAGAAUGGAAGACUCGUAAAAUGAGUGCCUUUGCCGUGGCCUGCGAGAGACUUCUCAAUAAUGUCCCUAAGAUUGGUAGCCGAUUUGAUAAUGGGCCAGUGUUGAGGAGGACCUCCAAGGGCCUUGACAUCGAGGGUACGGAUGAAGUGGUCGUGGGUCUUGCUGUUUGCUGGGGAAGUACAGACUCUUAUUUUAUGUCCCUCAUGGAUCCAGAUUCUGAUGAGACCUUUGGCACCCCGCGAUCAAGCGGACCAGCGGUUGCCACUGACUUGUCCGUGAAAUAUAGAGUUGAUGCAAUAAAAUCUGUACUGGAAUCGAAGGGAAAGCGGAGCGGGAUCAAGAUCUGUUUCGAUUACAUUCAGCAAUGCAAGGCCCUAUGCCAGGGCUGCGGUAUUACGGUCAGCGGAGAGUGCGAGGACCCUAAGGUUGCUUCAUGGUUGUUAGAUCCCGGAUGUAAAGAGAAAACUCUACAGCACUUGGUUGGUCAAUAUGCCUCAAGCAAGAUGGUCAUUCUGGAAGGAACCGGAGGUGGAUCAUUGACAGGAAGCCUGGCACUAGCCUCGCAAAACACCUUGAGCGGCCGUGUAAGAGCUUGUACCGAGUCGGUACUAGUCUUCUCCAUGAUGAAGAAGCUUCGGCUAGACUUGGCAGAGGAUGGCCUGGACUAUGCUUUUCAGAAGGUUGAGAUGCCAGUAAUGCAAUGCCUAGUGCGUAUGGAGCUUAACGGCUUCGGCUUUUCCGAGGCGGAAUGCGACAGACUGAAGGCCAUCCUACAGGCUAAACUGCGCACACUCGAACAAGAGGCCUACCGAUUAGCCAAUCACAGCUUCUCUCUCACAAGCCCUGAUGACGUAGCCAGGGUUCUCUUCCUUGAACUUCGCCUCCCAGUUGACGGCAAGCCAGAUGAGACCGCUGCCCCAGCCAGGCGUACCCUGGGCUCAUCUCGCCGGGGCGCAAGUGCUGCUGGGAGACGUAAAACGGUGAAGCAUAUAAGUACAAACAAGGAAGUUCUUGAGAGGUUGAAGAGUCUGCAUCCUCUACCGCGAAUCAUACUAGAGUGGCGACGAGUCAACUGCGCCUUGACAAAGGUGGUCUUUCCCGUCCAACGAGAAAAGCUCUUUCACAAAUCGCUGCAUAUGAGCCGCAUCUACCCGACCAGCCAGACCCACACCACCACGGGGCGUGUCUCCUUCAACGAACCCAACCUACAAAACGUGCCGCGGGACUUCGAGAUCGAGCUCCCUAGCGUCAUUGCAGAGAGCCCCCCUCUAGGGACCCGACGGCGCGAAAAUAUCCAGAAACCGGCACGGUCGGAUCAUUCCGGGAUGUCAUGCGCCGUGAGCAUGCGAACUGCUUUUGUUCCUUGCGCGGGCGGUGUGCUGUUAGCCGCUGACUACUCUCAGCUGGAAUUGCGGCUCAUUGCUCACUUGGCGGAUGAUUCGCGCCUGCGCAAGGUACUGAAUGGCGGUGGCGAUGUGUUCAGGAUGAUCGCGGGCUCGCUUGCCGGCUUGGAGCCUGGGUCGGUGGAUGACAAGCAAAGGCAAAGAGCCAAGCAGAUCUGCUACGGUAUAAUUUAUGGUAUCGGCGCCAAAGCCCUCGGGGAGCAACUGGAGCUGGGUGAGGAGGACGCGUCCAUGUAUAUAGAGAAGUUCAAGUCGCGAUUCAGCGGAAUCCGCAGAUAUCUGAAGAGCACAGUGGAACAGUGCAGGAAGACUGGGUAUGUCACGACCAUCACCAAGCGCCGGCGAUACCUGCCAGCGGUGAACUCGACUCACCCGCAUGCGCGCAGCCAGGCGGAGAGACAAGCAGUAAAUACUACGAUCCAAGGGUCAGCGGCAGAUCUUGUCAAGACAGCCAUGAUCAACAUCGACAGGAAAUUACUCGAAGUUUUCCCGACGUGCCUUCGCACUCAUCGCCAUAGGCCAGACGCCCGAGACCACUCCGACGAGCCAACAAGGCUGAGACGUCGCAGCUCGUGCCUCGCGCAAACUACCGAGACUAAUAGUUCCCAGGCUUUUCGCGGCGCAAAGAUGGUUCUCCAAUUGCAUGACGAGUUGAUAUUCGAGGUGGCCGAGCGAGAUCUGGAGCGAGUAGCGCAAAUAGUCAAGUCGGAAAUGGAGAACGCAGUGAAGCUGUCUGUGGUACUUCCGGUUAAAUUGAGAUCCGGUCCCUCGUGGGGUUCUAUGUGUAGUAUGGAUUUGUAACAUUUGUGAAUACUUCCGGUCCAUCCCACAUGGACAUGUCUUAGAGAUAGUCUACUCAACUCAUUUUAAGCCAAGUGAAAACGUCGUAUUUUCCAUCGAAAGUAUUUUUUGUGGUGGUGGGAGAGGGGUUAAUAGAUUUUUUUCUCCUUAGGGAGGACGCUAAAUCGCUGUUAGCUUAUUGGGGGCUGAUCGUUAAAACGAGCAUUUACGUUAAUUUUUUAUAGCAAUGCUGGCGCUGUGCGCAUGCUAUUUCAAGACCUAAUCCAAAAUAUUGUAAAAAUUAUUUGAUGACCCUCUAGGGUCCAAUCUUUUGCUUAUAAAAUAUGAAAUCACUAUUUAUUGAUAAUGAAUUGCAGGUUCUUUUGACCUGAAAAACUGUAAAUAUUGUACAAUUAUCUAUAGGCAUACAGUGUAAAGAUUUAUUGCUUGAAUAUAACGUGAAUUUUGACUUAAA
This is a messenger RNA of Nematostella vectensis (starlet sea anemone), 9084 nucleotides long. Its product is annotated as DNA polymerase theta. The coding region runs from base 291 to 8630 and encodes 2779 amino acids. Gene Ontology annotation, molecular function: DNA-directed DNA polymerase activity; DNA binding; ATP binding. The transcript has 21 exons. NCBI's taxonomy places the organism in Eukaryota, Metazoa, Cnidaria, Anthozoa, Actiniaria, Edwardsiidae. Gene Ontology annotation, biological process: DNA-templated DNA replication; double-strand break repair via alternative nonhomologous end joining. The record is from RefSeq and is a predicted model, not a curated record.